AUGAACCUGAUGCUUCAUGCCUAUGGUGUCCAGGGAGAUGCCAGCAGUUUCAAGUACAUGAGCAACGCGGAUGGCACAGUGAGCUGUGAUGCAUUUCCUGGCGAAAAGUUUGACUGUGUGGUGUCAUGUACCGGCUACAAAGGCACUCCCAGGCUUUUGCCACAUUGCAUCAAUGCCACAACUCCCAUCUCUGACACGCACAUGCACCAGGCCCAUAUGACUGGUUGCUCGCUGCACAGUUUCAUGGAUGAUGAGGAGAAAGUGGCCAGCUGGAAUGCACUUGCAAGCCACAGAUUCGAAUAUCAGUGGCACCAGCGCUACGCGCAUGUUCGCCAGUGGUGCUCUAAGCAUGCUCCUGAUGUCAUGUUCGAGGUCAGAAUGCCAAGUUCUAAACAAUCAGGGACGUGUCGAUGUGCCCCCCCUGGUAUUCCCUGA
This is a messenger RNA of Durusdinium trenchii, 435 nucleotides long. The record is from the annotation of a GenBank genome assembly. Lineage: Eukaryota; Dinophyceae; Suessiales; Symbiodiniaceae.